This is a messenger RNA of Magnolia sinica, 1633 nucleotides long. Its product is annotated as peroxidase 47-like. The transcript has 4 exons. Gene Ontology annotation, biological process: response to oxidative stress; hydrogen peroxide catabolic process. Gene Ontology annotation, molecular function: heme binding; peroxidase activity. NCBI's taxonomy places the organism in Eukaryota, Viridiplantae, Streptophyta, Magnoliopsida, Magnoliales, Magnoliaceae. The record is from RefSeq and is a predicted model, not a curated record. The coding region runs from base 249 to 1199 and encodes 316 amino acids.
UAUACACUCCCCUCACUCUCGUUUUCACCAUCGUUACCAUAUAUACUCUUCACCUUCUUUUCUCUCAAAACUCUCUGUUUCCUCUGUUUUCUUUUUUGCUCAGAAAUAAUGUCUUGUUUUUCAUAGUUUCCAGGGCUUAGAUAGCCAGUUCACCAUCUUUUUUCUCCCUUUCUUGGGGUUUAGCAAGUGUAUAAUUUUUUGUUGGUUUUUAUCUUUAAUUGCUAAAAUCGCCUCUAAACUUAGAGGCGAUGGCUGUUUCUCGUUUGCUUAAGUUGGCUUUUCUUAUAGAGGUGAUAAUUUGUGGCACUGAAUUUUGUCACAUAAAUGCUCUAACAAUGGACUAUUAUGUCAUGCGCUGCCCCUUUGCCGAAAUGAUGGUGAGGAAUAUAGUUAAUGGAGCUUUGCAGAAUGAUCCCACUCUUUCAGCGGCUCUCCUGAGGAUGCACUUCCAUGACUGCUUUGUAGAGGGCUGUGAUGGGUCGGUCCUCAUUGAUUCUACAAAGGGUAAUAUAGCUGAGAAAGACUCACCUGCGAAUAUAAUCUUACGUGGGUAUGAAGUGAUCGAUCAAGCCAAACAGGCAAUUGAGAAUCAGUGCCCAGGAGUAGUUUCAUGUGCAGAUAUUGUGGCAAUGGCUGCUAGGGAUGCUGUUCUUUGGGCAGGGGGACCGUUUUAUGACAUACCAAAGGGACGAAAAGAUGGGAGAAGGUCUAAAAUAGAAGACACCAUUAACCUACCUCCACCCUUCUUCAACACCUCAGAUCUCAUCAGGACCUUCGCUGACCGUGGUCUCACCGUUCAAGAAAUGGUCGCUUUAUCUGGGGCACAUACAUUGGGUGUAGCCAGGUGCGCCUCCUUCAAAGAUCGUCUGACCAACUCCGAUCCGACCCUCGAUUCGACCUACGCCGACUCGUUGUCGAAAAAAUGUAGCGCAGGCGAUGAUACUGUGGCCCCCUUCGAUUUUACGAGCACAUCUUUCGACAACCAAUACUUCAGAGCACUCCAAUCUUCAGGUGGGCUCCUCACUUCUGAUCAGACGCUGUACGUCAGCCGAAGAACGAGAGGCAUCGUGGACGGUUAUGCGAUGAACCAGGCCAUGUUCUUCUAUGAUUUCUGGCAGGCAAUGGUCAAGAUGGGCCUGAUCAGUGUUAAGGAAGGUAGUCAAGGAGAAGUACGGCUAAAUUGCCGUAAGAUCAACUGAACCAUAGGUUUUUAACUUCUUGUAUUUGUAGGAAUUCUCCUGACCUUAAUACGGUGGCAGUUUGCAUGUGGGGCCCAGAUGGGCCCAUUAAUAAUCACGCUGGAUUAUUGGAUAGGAAGGGCCCAUUGUGGAUUGCGUAUGGCCCGGUAUCAACCUGACCGAGUGAUCGCAUCCAUUCGUGGGCCUGAAAAAUGGAUAGAUUUUUGGGUGACCUGCAAUCUACAGUGGAUUCAUCCCAUCGAACGGUCUUGUUCUUGAUUGACAAUAGAUGGGCCCACCUAGGCUCACAUAGGAAUUUGCACAGUAAUAAGGUAUACAGGGAAUUCGUACUUUAUCAUAGCUCUAGAUUACUUCUUUUUUUUUCCUCGUUCAACAGAUGUAAUCUUAGCUUCACACCGUAUUUAUGAAAUUAAAAUAGUUAGGUUUAAGCCACA